CUUCUCUGUCUGAUUUUCGAUUUAAAGAAACUUUUUUUUUUACUCUUUAAACAUUGACUAUAUAUUUUAUUUUUUCAUCCAUAUGCUAUGAACAAUAUUGAUGAGCAGCCGUCUUAUACUGACUGCCACGUCGGAGCGAAAUUAAUGUCUGCAGCAUCACCUAAUCCUGAUCCCUCCAAAAGUGAUCAACACGACGAUGACGACGACGACGAUAAUUACGAUCAAUUUCCAGACGCGGCUAUUUGUGAAUGCGGCCGAGUGCUGAGUUCUGGUUGGGAUUGUCCUACAUGUCGCAGGAAUUGUCCUUAUUGCCAUCGAGCUCUGUCUAAUUCACCCGAAGAUUAUUGCGACCGGUGUUACCGUAAAUGCGACCAGCAUGGUCUUUAUCGAAUACAUGAUGCUGCCAUUGGCAUCAACGGUAUCCGACAGUGUCCUCAAUGUGCUCAACACAGUAAAGGGAAGUGAUUCAAUCACAAACAUUUAUCCGCUUUCCCUUCCCCAUUUUCAUUCUCCCCUUAAACCCCGCCCAACGCCAUCAUAAAUAAUAGUUUGAUUCCUUUUUCUUUUUGUAUAUUUUGUUUAUCUCCUCUUAG
Messenger RNA from Radiomyces spectabilis, 593 nucleotides. RefSeq lists its product as uncharacterized. The record is from RefSeq and is a predicted model, not a curated record. The coding region runs from base 88 to 465 and encodes 125 amino acids. The transcript has a single exon. Lineage: Eukaryota; Fungi; Mucoromycota; Mucoromycetes; Mucorales; Radiomycetaceae.